This is a messenger RNA of Pseudo-nitzschia multistriata, 1381 nucleotides long. The record is from the annotation of a GenBank genome assembly. NCBI's taxonomy places the organism in Eukaryota, Bacillariophyta, Bacillariophyceae, Bacillariales, Bacillariaceae.
UUACCGUACGRUGCGCUGGUUGUUGGUAAUAAUUAUUAGAAAUACUGAUACGCUCUGCAGCACGCUCUGCGUUGUUACAACCCUUACCAGGAUCAAUUUUAACUCUUACGUUACGUUAACCACAGGCUAGCAAAGAUGGGAAAUGCAAUCGCCAGCAUGGCCGGAAAGAAGAAGGCCAACGAUGCCGCCAAUCAGGCCAAAGAAGGCCUCAAUGCACUCACGGCCGGAAAAACCGACGAACAGAAAGCCAACGWGAACCGUGCGAAGGACAGAAAUGCAGCUUACGAACAAAAGAAACGCGAACGGGAAGAGCGCAAGAAGAAACUUCAGAGCCAAUGGGCUGAUAACAAAAAGUGAUGGGCAUCAAGCAAUCAUAGCGAUCUUUGUGCACUGAACUACAUUUGUCUCAUUGUAGUAAGGAAUGGAGUUCAAUAUAAAGUGCUUGAGCUGGUCAUUUGAGAAACAUUUAUCUUUAUGAGUUGUACUUGCGUUAACUUAAAACUCGAGAAUGGUAGAGAUUCUUAAACAUCACUCUCUUGAAUUUCAAAARAAGAUAAACGUCAACCAUAGGAGAAAAACGUGAUCUCUUAAGUUCGCAAAACUUGUUUCACUAACUGCUUGAUCAUGAUUUAUCCAUACCUUGCCAUCAAUUUCCUUUUUUUCUCUUGUUGAGCAGCGAUUUCUUCCAUAGAUCUCUUCUUUGGAGCAGCAGCUGACGAAGACUCUGAAAUUGUUGAAUGAGAUGCGGGUCUUUCGCGAUUCGAAUAAUAUCCGGGAUUGGAAGGGGCAGGUACAUGCUUCGUAGAUUCUUGGCGAUUGUAGGGAGCUGAUCCUGUCAGACUGGCUUUGACGCUUUGAGACCUACGGACUACAGCUUCAUUCCCUCGAGCUGUAACAUUUUCACGCUCUCGUCUUCGCACUUCUUCGUACAAGUCGUCAUUGGAAGGCAAAGCUGGGCCACUGCGUGAGCUUCUGUCAUCAUGGCCAUAUUCUCUGCGCCGAUCAUUGUCUCUUUUCCAGCGAUCAUCUCCGUCGAGGUAUCCUCUGCGAUUUCCAUUGUCUCUUCUUCUGUGAUGAUCCGCAUUAUCAUAGCCUCUGCGAGGUGCAAUCCCUGAUCUCCUACGAUCAUCUUCAUCACGAUAUCCCCUGUCCGAGUAACCCCUUCCGUUAUAAUCCCUACGAUUAUCCCUAUAAUUGUCUCGUUCAUAGCCUCCACGGAUCUCACUUUGGCUUCUAUAUCCCCUUUUCUCGCCUCUUCUGGCAGAAGUUUCAWUGUCAUUCGUAGAGUCGAGAGAAACUCCAGGCAUUUCCAUUUCCCCAAGCGUCACUGUUUCCGUAUUACCAUACUCGGGAAAAGUUACAAUAAAUUUUGGAAUUUUCA